This is a messenger RNA of Capronia coronata CBS 617.96, 954 nucleotides long. RefSeq names its product large subunit ribosomal protein L15. The record is from RefSeq and is a predicted model, not a curated record. Gene Ontology annotation, cellular component: ribosome; mitochondrial large ribosomal subunit. The transcript has 2 exons. Gene Ontology annotation, molecular function: structural constituent of ribosome. Lineage: Eukaryota; Fungi; Ascomycota; Eurotiomycetes; Chaetothyriales; Herpotrichiellaceae. Gene Ontology annotation, biological process: translation. Bases 1 to 954 code for a protein of 317 amino acids.
AUGCCACCACGACUUUCGCUGCGGCUUUCGCAGCCCAGAUCCUCCUCUUUAUAUGAUACUCUCGCCUCGAUAGCGCCGAUUCCUUCCUUUCUUCUUCCCUUCCUCCACGUGCAAUCCCGCAAUGCAUCGAUCUUGAGUUCUCUUUCCGACACACCAGGCGCGUACAACAGAAGAAUACGUCGCGGAAGGGGUCCAGCCUCCGGCAAAGGAGGAAAGUCGGGUCGCGGCUCUGACGGGCAAAAACAGCACGGCAAGGUCCCUACAGGCUUCAAUGGAGGUCAGACGCCGGACCAUAUCGUGCACGGGAAAUAUGGAUUCAAGAACCUGCACGCGACGGAAAUGUCGCCGAUCAACCUUAACCGCAUACAAUCGUGGAUCGACCAGAAACGUCUUGAUCCGACCCAACCUAUUACACUUUUGGAUCUGGUCCGCUCGAGGGCCCUGCAUGGGAUCAAAGAUGGCGUAAAACUGCUGGGAGACGGAGCAGCGGAGCUGAAGACCCCCAUUCAUGUCAUCGUGUCCAAGGCAUCACAGUCGGCCAUUCAAGCUGUCGAAGCCCUAGGCGGCACCGUUACGACACGCUUCUAUACUCCACAGGCGAUACGACGGAUACGAUUGCGACAGAUGCACCCGUUCGUCUCCCUACGCUGGGAUCCAACAGCGCUCAACAACCCAGCUCUUGCCGUGGAAGGCGGCCGGUCCCUGGAAGAGCGUGUCUCGGGCAUGGGCUACGAGUACCGCCUACCAGACCCGACUUCGCGUAAGGAUCUCGAGUACUACCGCGAUGCCAAGAAUAGGGGUUACCUGGCGCACACCGUGAAACAGGGAGAAGGACCUAGUCUAUACUUCAAGCCGCCCAUCAGCGAGGAGGAGCUGAAGGUGUUGAGGAAGAGGAGCGCCUCAGGCAAGGCCGGACAGGCCGCAAAGGCUAGAGAGGAGAACAAGCUGUGGUAG